Cebus imitator (Panamanian white-faced capuchin) is the source of this 829-nucleotide messenger RNA. RefSeq names its product cyclin dependent kinase inhibitor 1A (gene CDKN1A). The transcript is spliced from 3 exons. Bases 108 to 584 code for a protein of 158 amino acids. Gene Ontology annotation, cellular component: nucleus. Gene Ontology annotation, molecular function: cyclin-dependent protein serine/threonine kinase inhibitor activity. The record is from RefSeq and is a predicted model, not a curated record. Gene Ontology annotation, biological process: signal transduction by p53 class mediator; regulation of mitotic cell cycle. Lineage: Eukaryota; Metazoa; Chordata; Mammalia; Primates; Cebidae.
UAGCGCCAGCAGAGAGGCACCAGUUGAGGUGUGAGCAGCUGCGGGAGUCGGUUCCUUGUGGGGUCAGAGCUGGGCGCGGAUUCGCCGAGGCACUCAGAGGAGGCGCCAUGUCAGAACAGGUUGGGGAUGUCCGUCCGAACCCAUCCAGCAGCAAGGCCCGCCGCUGCCUCUUCGGCCCGGUGGACAGUGAGCAGCUGAGACGCGACUGUGACGCACUGAUGGCAGGCUGCAUCCAGGAGGCCCGUGAGCGAUGGAACUUCGACUUUGUCACCGAGACACCACUGGAGGGUGACUUCUCCUGGGAGCGUGUGCGGGGCCUUGGCCUGCCCAAGAUCUGCCUUCCCAAAGGGCCCCUGGGAGGAGGCAGGCGGCCUGGCACCUCGCCUGCUCUGCUGCAGGGGACAGCGGAGGAAGACCACGUGGACCUGUCGCUGUCUUGCACCCUUAUGCCUCACUCAGGGGAGCGGCCUGAGGAGUCCCCAGGUGGACCUGGAGACUCUGAGGGUCGAAAACGGCGGCAGACCAGCAUGACAGAUUUCUACCACUCCAAACGCCGGCUGAUCUUCUCCAAGAGGAAGCCUUAAUCCGCCCAGUCCUGGAAACGCGAGGGCGUCUACACCUUCUGCCUUAGUCUUUCAGUUUGUGUGUCUUAAUUAUUAUUUGUGUUUUAAUUUAAACUCCUCCUCAUGUACAUACCCUGGCUGCCCCCUGCCCCCCAACCUCUGGCAUUAGAAUUAUUUAAACAAAAACUAGGCAGUCGAGUGAUAGGUUCCUCGGAGUGCUGGGCAUUUUUAUUUGAUGAAAUACUAUUUAAAACUUUCUCAUCCUA